Molecule: messenger RNA, 1946 nt
Organism: Myripristis murdjan (pinecone soldierfish)
Lineage: Eukaryota; Metazoa; Chordata; Actinopteri; Holocentriformes; Holocentridae
Product: tropomyosin alpha-3 chain-like
Exons: 9
Coding region: 155-901 (248 amino acids)
Source: RefSeq, a predicted model, not a curated record
UGGACAUUCCGUCGCUGUACUAGGAAACGCAAACUCGCCCCCCGGACGCGGUCACUUCCUCUGGAGGGAACGCAGACCGGAAGAGGGUGUGGCGAAGCGGAAGUCGGCUCACAUCAGGAAGAAGUGGCAGCAGCAGCAGCGAACCAGCAGCGUCAUGGCCGGAGUCAACAGCAUCGAGGCGGUGAAGAGGAAGAUCAAAGUCCUGCAGCAGCAGGCCGACGAGGCCGAGGAGAGAGCUGAAGUCCUGCAGAGACAGGUGGAGGAGGAGAAGAGGAGCAGGGAGCAGGCGGAGGCGGAGGUGACGUCGCUGAACAGCCGCAUGCAGCUGCUGGAGGACGAGCUGGACCGAGCCAAGGAGAGGCUGGCUGCUGCUCUGCUCAAACUGGAGGAGGCUGAGAAGACUGCUGACGAGAGCGAGAGAGGGAUGAAGGUGAUCGAGAACAGAGCUCUGAAGGAUGAGGAGAAGAUGGAGCUGCAGGAGCUCCAGCUGAAGGAGGCCAAACAGAUCGCUGAGGAGGCCGACCGCAAGUACGAGGAGGUGGCUCGUAAGCUGCUGAUGAUUGAAGGACAAAUGGAGCGAACCGAGGACAGAGCUGAACAGGCUGAGAGUAAGGUCCGCAGGUUGGAGGAGGAGCUGAGGAGUUUCGACCAAACACUGAAGAGCUUGCAGGCGUCUGAGGACAAGUAUUCUCAGAAGGAAGACCAGUACGACGAGGAGAUCAAAAACCUGACCGACAAACUAAAGGAGGCCGAGACCAGAGCUGAGUUUGCGGAGCGCACGGUGGCCAAACUGGAGAAGAACAUUGACGACUUGGAGGAUGCUCUGACCUCGGCCAGGAACGCCAACGCCGAGCUGCAGGCCACGCUGACCCAGACCAUGGAGGAGCUGAACUCCUGCUGAGCCUCCUGGAAUUCCUGCUCCUCCUCCUGACCUCCUGGAACUCCUGGAACUCCUGCUCUUCCUCCUGACCUCCAGGAUCUCCUGGAACUCCUGCUCUUCCUCCUGACCUCCAGGAUCUCCUGCUCCUCCUCCUGACCUCCAGGAUCUCCUGGAACUCCUGCUCUUCCUCCUGACCUCCAGGAUCUCCUGCUCCUCCUCCUGACUUCCUGGAUCUCCUGCUCCUCCUGUCCUUCAGGAUCUCCUGCUCCUCCUCCUCCUCCCGCUGCUCCUUCACUCUGAAAGUUUCCUAUUUUCUCACAUUCCUGCUGUGAACUUCCAAUUUUUACUUUGAAUUUUGCUUCAACUUCCUGCCGACUGUCCUCCUCCUCCCUGCCGGUGCCAUCGCCUCCUCUUCCUCCUCCUCCUGCUCCUCUUCUUCCUGCUCCUCCUCUUCCUCAGUGUUGAUGAAGGCCAGACAAGGGGCUGAUGGGAUGUGUUCUAUAAGGGAGAAGUUUAACUGCAUGACUUAACGAGCUGUUCCCUCGUUAAAGCUUGUUGACUAACAACUAAUUAGCAGCUGAGAGUCUAACGGUUUGUCUGAUGGGAUGAUGACGUCAUUAUGACAUCAUUUGAUUGACAGGUGUUGUAUGGAUGCUUUCCUACAUAUUAGAGUUUGACGAUUGCCCAAUUAUAGCCAAGUUCCUUUGUUUGCCAAUGUUUGUUCCUUUGUGGGCGGGGUGUCUGGGGGGGGCGGGGUUAUCAGCCAAUCACAGCACAUUCCACUGCCAUGGUGAGACCACGGUCCAAUGAGAGGCCAGAGGCAGAAGGGAGACACGCCUCCUGUCAGUGCAAAUGAUUUAAAGUUUAUUUUUCUUGCCAAUAAAUUGAGUUUUGACCUUUUUACAGUGAAAUCAAGUGAAAAUAUAAAGCAUGAGGAUGUUUUUACCUGGAAGCUUCCAGCCAGUGUUGUCAGCAGUUUGUUAUGUCACGUCUCAUUGUAAUAAUCAUGACACAAAUUGACACAGGAUUUUAUAAAAUAAAGGACCAAAAGUAUAUCUGCACUCCA